Lentinula edodes (shiitake mushroom) is the source of this 2203-nucleotide messenger RNA. Its product is annotated as major facilitator superfamily domain-containing protein. Gene Ontology annotation, molecular function: transmembrane transporter activity. The transcript has 16 exons. The record is from RefSeq and is a predicted model, not a curated record. Lineage: Eukaryota; Fungi; Basidiomycota; Agaricomycetes; Agaricales; Omphalotaceae. Gene Ontology annotation, cellular component: membrane. Bases 51 to 1997 code for a protein of 648 amino acids. Gene Ontology annotation, biological process: transmembrane transport.
UCUCAACACCUCUCUGAAGUUGGCAUCGCUGAAGUUCACCUUUCCAAAACAUGGAUCAGCAUCGUUCAAACUCUACUCCCCCUUCGCUUCAUACUGCUCCGAGCAACGCUUCAGACCAUACUGGCAUUGAGACAUAUAUUGAUUUCGGUUUUCUCGAUGUCGCACAAACAACUCCUACCAGCCACUCAUGCUCAGAUUUGUGUGGCGUCGAUCCCAAUUCAAACGUGAUACAAAAGACUGAAAGUAUAACCUCCGUGACCGGUUCAGUUACUAUUGCAUCUGCAUCUAACUCCUUGGACGUUGCGGAGAAAAGUUCAUUGGCAGCCUGUUUGGAAUCUCAAAGCUCGUUGGAUCUAUCAAAUUCUUCCUAUGUCCCCGCAUCCGGCCUAAAGAAAACUCCCGAACUUUCAACUCUUCGACUUCUGUUGGCUCACACAGGGGCGGCAUUAACUUUGUUCCUAGCUACUACAGACGCUACCAUAGUGUCGACUAGUCUUCCUACUAUUGCAGCUGAUUUGGAGGCUUCUGAAUCUCAAUAUACUUGGGUUGGGGUCGCAUAUCUUCUGACUCAAACUGCCUUUCAACCUCUCUAUGGUAGAAUCGCAGAUAUCGUUGGGCGAAUGAUUCUACUGUAUUCCAGUAUCGCGAUCUUCGCGUUGGGCUCUCUUCUCUGUGCCGUCUCUCAGAACAUCGUGAUGCUUAUUGCGUCUCGUGCACUAGCAGGAAUCGGCGGGGGUGGCAUUGUGAGCUGCGUUUGGGUCAUUACUGCAGAGAUCGUUGAGAUGCGACAUCGCGCAAAAUGGUCUCAAGCUUUGAGUGUCACCUGGAGCUGUUCGGCCGUAGCAGGUCCACUCUUAGGUGGAUUAUUCAGCGGUAGUCAGACAAAUUUUGUCAAUUGGAGAUGGUGUUUCUAUCUCAAUCUUCCUCUCUGCCUUAUUGGCUUUUUGAUUUUGUUGGGGGCUCUUCGCGAUGUACGAUUGGACCCCGCAUCCGAUGCAUCCUAUUCGCUGAUCCGGAGGUUCGACUUUGGGGGAUUGAUAUUAUUCAUGGGUGGUACGUGCUGCAUAGUAGUAGGGUUUAGUUUCGUCACGAGUAAUGGCUGGAACAGCCCCGUCACCAUCGUUCUGAUCGUUCUGGGCUUGCUGAUCCUCGUUUGUGGUUCUAUAUACGAGGCAAAUACAACGAGAGACAGUUUGUUUCCUCCCACCAUGUUCAAGAAUAUCACCGCAGUGACCAUUCUUGUGAUCGUUUUCUUGCAUAACUUUGCAUUCAAUGCUGGCACGUUCUAUCUUGCACUGUUCUAUCAGGCCGCUGACGGAUACUCGCCGCUUGAAGCUGGGGUGCAGAUGUUACCUUACUCUCUUGGCGCUUCUCUUGCUUCUAUGCCCACUGCAUGGUUCAUAAGUUGGUGGCAAAAGCGCAGACGUGAUACUAGCGGACAAAAUCUGGUCAUUUCAAUCGGGUUUCUGAUUAGUGCACUGGGAUUCGGGCUUCUCAAUUUGCUCAACGAAGAUUCGCGUAUGUCAUUUCAAGAUGUAUUCCCGCUCAUAGCAGGCAUUGGAAUGGGCAUUCUGUUUCAUGCUCCUUAUCAAGUGUUUGGGAGAGCGUUUAAAUCUUCCGAACUUGGAACUUGUACGAGCGCGUUCUUUCUAGUCAGGUUUACUGGUGCGACAGUCGGAAUUUCCGUUGCUGGUGCAGUCUUUGAUGCACGUAUGGCUUCUCGUAUUACUCUGAACAUGGGCAUCGACGCCCUGAGUUCUUCGAUCGACUAUAGUACGUUGAAGGACAUACAACCUUUGAGCCUCCGUGCGGAGGUUCUACAUAUAGUGUCAACAUCAAUCCAGGCGGUCUGGAUUGUUUGCACGCCGUUACUGGGUGUAGCAUUUCUUAUGUCCUUCCUUCUCAAGAAAUUCCCAAUUCAGGACGAAGAAGUACCUGUAGACGACAAAAGAACGGCUGCGACAGAUGAAAAGCCACCGGCGGAUGUGAACGUGUAGUGUUCUCCGUGGAACUAUGUUUAUAAACCCGGCAGCGCUCAGUGUUGCUAUAGAUUUUUUACUCUUUAUAGUACCGAAAUGAAAUUGACAAUGAGAUUGUUUACAUUCUCGAAGCGCCAGGAAGCUUGCUGCGGCAUAGGUAAAACUACCAUACCGGGCUAGUAGAUUUGUGUGUCCUUCAAGACGCCCUUCGUUCUAUGUGUAGG